AUGAACCGUCCAGGGGUGGUCCCUGCCUUCUUCAGGACCCCCACAGUGAUCCCACCCCCGCUGGACAUGAAGCAAUUCCUGCAGUUCCCAAUGGACACAGCUCCACCACAACACAGCAUGGGCCUCUUCCACAACUUCAACACCAACAGUUACUCAACAAUGGACCCAGUACAGAAGGCAGUGAUGAACCACACCUUCGGCCCCCCCAUGAUGAAGACCAAACGACCCAUCAUCUCCUGCAAUGUCUGCCAGAUCCGCUUCAACUCAGAAAGUCAGGCAGAGGCCCACUAUAAGGGGAACCGCCACGCUCGGAGGGUAAAAGGCAUUGAGACCUCCAAGACUCGCCCCCAGGAGGGUGACAAGCUGGCCACUCUCCCCACCGCCGACCCCUCUCCACCAGGCCCCUCACCAUCCAGCCCAGGCCCUAACCCUAGCAAACAGGAUGACGUCCAAUCCCGCCCACAUUCAAACGGCUCAGACAUGACACCCAGCCCCAUCCCCAUGUCGGUCCAAGACACCUCGCUGUGUCCAUCACUGCCCCCUUUGAGUACACCUAUGCCCACCACCUCCACCUCCAUCCCCUCCCCGGCCCUUUGUGCCCCCCAGGUGGACACCCCUAUGGCGGGCCCCCCUGACACCCUGACCCCGGCCCCCAGCCUCUUUUCAGGGGAGUCUGAGGAGGACAAGGCCAAGAAGCUGCUCUACUGCUCACUGUGCAAAGUGGCCGUCAACUCCCUCUCUCAGCUAGAGGCGCACAACAAAGGUACCAAACACAAAACCAUCCUGGAGGCAUGGAGUGGGCUGGGCCCCAUAAAAACGUACCCUCGGCUGGGCCCUAACCUGAGCCCAGACCAGGCAGGGGGGCUGCCCUCGGACCACAACACUCAGGAACGCACCUUCCACUGUGAGAUCUGCAACGUGAGAGUGAACUCUGAGCUGCAGCUCAAACAGCAUAUAUCCAGUCGAAGGCAUCGGGAUGGAGUUGCAGGGAAGCCCAAUCCCCUCCUUAGCCGGCAUAAGAAUCGCACAGACUUUGUGUCAUCCUUGACCUUCUCAAAGGAACUUCCAAAAACACUGGGCCAUGGACUGUUUCCUAACCCCCUGGCUGUUGCCGCGGCGAUGGCAGCCGCUGCCUCCUCCAAUCAGCUGGCUCAGCUGCGUGCCCCUGGUCCCAUUUCUCACACUCAGAACUACCAUCCCCACCACCACCUCUUACAGGGCACACUACACGGCACGCACCUCAGCCUCCUAAGGCCCGCCCCUGGGCCUAUGCGCACCACCCAUGGGCCAAUCCUCUUCUCCCCUUAUUGACGGUGAUGGGAUGGGGCACUAUCAGGAAGGAGCACACUGUGAA
Oncorhynchus masou masou (cherry salmon) is the source of this 1354-nucleotide messenger RNA. Its product is annotated as zinc finger protein 385A-like. Lineage: Eukaryota; Metazoa; Chordata; Actinopteri; Salmoniformes; Salmonidae. Gene Ontology annotation, molecular function: nucleic acid binding; zinc ion binding. The transcript has 7 exons. Gene Ontology annotation, cellular component: nucleus. Bases 1 to 1311 code for a protein of 436 amino acids. The record is from RefSeq and is a predicted model, not a curated record.